Messenger RNA from Hermetia illucens (black soldier fly), 5378 nucleotides. It is a transcript of the gene Dgk, whose product is annotated as diacylglycerol kinase 1. The transcript is spliced from 21 exons. Gene Ontology annotation, molecular function: calcium ion binding; ATP-dependent diacylglycerol kinase activity. The record is from RefSeq and is a predicted model, not a curated record. Gene Ontology annotation, cellular component: plasma membrane. Gene Ontology annotation, biological process: lipid phosphorylation; diacylglycerol metabolic process; intracellular signal transduction. Lineage: Eukaryota; Metazoa; Arthropoda; Insecta; Diptera; Stratiomyidae. The coding region runs from base 1003 to 4338 and encodes 1111 amino acids.
UUUCAGUUCAGUUCGGCCGGUCUUUUAGUAAACAUGUUUUCUUCGUCCAGAGAGCUACCUUAAUUCAGUGGGGGAAACGCCAACAGAGUACAAUGUGUGUGAAAGCUGGGAAAAGGGAAAAGGAACUUUGUGUUUAAUUGAGGAAAAUCGUUUUUCGGCCAAUGCUAAUCUGACUUCGCGAUACAGUUGACUGGGUGUUGAACUGGGUGUUGAACAAUCAAAUUCAAGUGUGUUUUUUGAAUGGGAAAUUUCGGAAAAGUGUUCUAAAAAUAUGAGUUUUCGUGAUUGAAGUCAUUCGACAGAUUUGGAAAGGAUCAGAUUUUAUCAUAAUUGGGGGGAGCACCCUCCCAGCCCCAUAGUACUGAUUGAUACCCAGCAAUUAUUUUCGGAUUGUGGUCUGCUCGCGUGUGUGGCAGUUUCCCAUACGUUGUGAGGUCCUGGAUUCCAGAACACAACCCCAAUGUAGUAAAUGCAAGUUGUUUUGUGUCUAGUAUGUUUCCGUGCUACUAUAAUCGCAUCGUGCAGCCAACUCCAUGUUUGAAUUUGAACAGAUAAAGUCUAGCGCACGCUGGCAUCCGCCAAUGUAAAGUGUUAUCAAAGUGGCGCGGCGUUGAGUAAUGCGAAGUGAAGCGUAAACAAACCACAAAGGUGUCUUUUGUGCGCUAAUUUGUCUGUCGAGUGACGGUGGCAAGGCAAUGUCGUCAUGAAAUCAGUGAAAAUGUUUCUUAAUGUCGUAAUUAGUGUUGAAACGCCCUAAUAGAUGCGAUUUGAUGUGAUCGCGGAACAAAUGAAAAUAACUUUCGCAACAUUUACCCGCGGAAAAACAAUUAGUGAAUCCAUGAAUGACAUUGUUAUGUGUUGAUAAUGUUGAAGGGUGUUUCAACCAUCCUAGCUGUGUGUGCUGACAAGUGCUGCUGAAAGGACCUCUCAUCCUACCAUCAUACAAGGCUAGCGGCGCCCCGGAUUUCGUUGGGAUAGUUGAGAAAACACAAGGCAGCAGACAUGGCGGGUGCACCCAAGUGGGACAAGCUGUCUCCCAGCGAGUUUCAACAUCUGCAGGAGCUGGCAUCAUAUUCCACAAGAAAACUCCAAGAUGUAUUGCAGGAGUUUUGUGCACCAACGUCAUCUCCAAGAUUUAAUCCUGACGGGGAGAUCGAUUAUGAUGGAUUCCGUCGAUUUUUGGAUGCAUUUCUCGACUGUGAAGCGCCGGAGGAAAUCACCAAGCAUCUCUUCGUAUCGUUCCUUAAACCGAGUGUCACUCAAUCACAGCUCCAUGGGAAGGCACUCAAUCAAAUGGCGGCAAUCAGUAGUACAGCAGCAUGUGCCGCGGUUACAUCACAUACCAAAGGAUCGAUGCCAAACAUUAAUAAUCUAGUGGAUGUGCCCCAGAAUGUCCCGUCAGAACCAAGACAAAGUUUUGUGGAGAAAAUUCAUGGCAUUACGGACAAGAUACAAUCGUUUGGUCAUGGUCUAGGACACGAUUCGUCCAGUGAAAUGAAAUCGAAAACAGGAACCAUCCACCCAAUGGUUACCGUCACUCCUAGUCCUUUGGGUGGUCCGAGCGUGUUGCAGACAUCACGUCGUUCUGCCGAUUCCAGUCCAUCACAUUCUCAUAGUCAUAGUCAUUCACAAAUGUCAAGGAAUUCUUCGAAGAAGAGUAAUAAUUCGGUUAAUUGUAGGAUUGAAGAUAUUAAGCUGAUACCUAGGAAAUUAUCAUAUUUGGAUCCGUUAACAUUAAAAAUACUCCUCAAGGAUGUUGUCUGCUAUUUAUCACUGCUGGAGGCCGGGCGACCUGAAGACAAACUUGAAUUCAUGUUCCGGCUCUACGAUACGGAUGGUAAUGGAGUUUUGGAUACGGCCGAAAUGGACGCUAUUGUGAAUCAGAUGAUGUGCGUUGCCGAGUACUUGGGAUGGGACGUGUCUGAACUCAGGCCGAUCCUUCAAGAAAUGAUGGUGGAAAUCGAUUACGAUGCAGAUGGAACCGUGUCGUUGGAGGAAUGGCAACGUGGAGGUUUAACAACGAUUCCGCUAUUGGUUCUAUUAGGAGUCGAUAACACAUUGAAGGAGGAUGGCAUACACGUGUGGCGAUUAAAGCACUUUAAUAAGCCGGCUUAUUGUAACUUUUGCCUUAACAAAUUAGUCGGCUUGGGAAAGAAGGGUUUGUGUUGUGUCUUAUGUAAAUACACCGUACAUGAACGAUGCGUUCAACAUGCUCCGUCGAACUGUAUAUCGACUUAUGUUAAGUCUAAGAAAGCUAAGGGUGGAGAUCCUUUGAUGCACCAUUGGGUGGAAGGAAACUGCUACGGGCGAUGUUCGAAAUGUCGGAAACGUAUUAAAACUUAUCAUGGAAUUACAGGACGAACAUGCCGCUGGUGUCAUAUGAUGCUUCACAAUCGUUGCGCUUCAUCCGUGAAAAAGGAAUGCACUUUAGGCGAAUAUGCAAACCUCAUCGUUCCACCAACGGCAAUCUGUCCUGCUGUGCUUGACCGACAGAGAUCAGUUAACACAUCAAACAAUAAAUCUAAGCAGGCCCAAGCACAACACUUCCAGAUCUCUUCAACAUCCGGUACAUGUCCGCUAUUAGUUUUUGUCAACCCCAAAAGCGGUGGACGCCAAGGUGAUCGACUCAUGCGAAAAUUCCAGUAUAUCCUUAAUCCUAGGCAAGUGUAUGACCUAUCGAAAGGUGGACCGCUGGAAGGACUGACACUUUUCAAGGAUGUUCCAAGUUUUAAGGUGAUUUGUUGUGGCGGUGAUGGAACAGUUGGAUGGGUCCUGGAAGCGAUGGAUUCUGUUGAGUUUCGGUCACAGCCUGCCAUCGGCGUAAUUCCCCUGGGAACUGGAAAUGAUUUAGCCCGAUGUUUACGGUGGGGUGGCGGCUAUGAAGGUGAAAGCAUACCAAAGCUAGUGGACAAGAUAAGCCGAUCAACGACCGUCAUGCUAGAUAGAUGGAGUAUAGAAGUAACUAAUAACGCUCCCGUGGAGCGAAUUCCAAAGCCAAAGGUAACUCUGCACGAAAAUGUACAAAAGUUCGUCGAACUAUCUCAACGUAUAGUGGAAAAAUCUGUGAUACAAACCUUCCAAGAAGAAGUUCAAAAUACUACAACUACGACAAAGAGCACAGCCUCAGCUACAGCCUACUCAAGUGUGGAAAAUAAUCAGAAUACAAAUACCACAAAAAGCAUAUCAACAUCUAUAACGGAAAUAUCAUCCAUACAGGAAACGAAGAAUGGUGAAACUGUGAAGGAACAAGUGUCCUCGCGUUCUGAAACCAUAACUGAGAACGACAUAGGAGCGGAAGAUAAACCAGAUGAAAAGCAAAAUGAAGAUGUGGAUCAAAGUCAGUGCGAAAGCAAGGAUAGUAAUAGCCUCAGAGCGGAGGAUUCAUCAUCGACUACAGACAUUCAAGCGAAAGUCCUAAAUGAAAUAACAAAUAAGCCUUCGACGGGUAAAACCUUUUCGACUACGUUGACGGCUCCAACAGGAGCAACCACCCCGUCGGCACCGAAAAUAAUGGAUAUUCCGAUUCAGAGGCCGAUUAAGACGCAAUCAGAAAAGGAUUUCUGUGUUCCCUACAACAUCAUCAAUAAUUAUUUUUCCGUUGGAGUAGAUGCAGCAAUUUGCGUGAAAUUCCAUUUGGAACGGGAGAAGAAUCCGCACAAAUUCAAUAGUCGCAUGAAGAACAAGCUUUGGUACUUUGAAUAUGCAACGUCUGAGACAUUCGCGGCAUCCUGCAAGAAUCUCCAUGAAAAUAUCGAUGUUGUGUGCGAUGGAGUAUCUUUGGAUCUAGCAAAUGGACCACAUCUUCAAGGAAUCGCUCUACUUAAUAUUCCAUACACACAUGGUGGCUCGAAUUUAUGGGGUGAACAUUUAUCUCAGAAACGAAUGCGAAAAGGUGGACCAUUCCGGAAGGGCAAGAAACUAAAGUCAACGGAUAAGGAAUUGUCAGCGACGAGUUUUAAUUCAGUCGAUUUAUCAGUUGCUAUUCAAGUUUAUACCAAUUAUCGCUCCUUACCUCACACAUGCACAUCAAAUAAUCCUUUUCUCCAUUUUCACUCAACCAUUUCAGACUUUGGCGAUCGUCUUAUUGAAGUAAUUGGAUUAGAGAAUUGUUUACACAUGGGACAAGUAAGGACUGGAUUGAGAGCAUCAGGACGACGCUUGGCGCAAUGUAGUGAAGUUGUUAUAACGACGAGGAAGACAUUUCCAAUGCAAAUAGAUGGCGAGCCAUGGAUGCAAGCUCCUUGUACAAUAAAAGUUACGCACAAAAAUCAAGUUCCAAUGUUGAUGGCACCACGCUCUGAGAAAGGACGAGGAUUCUUUAGUUUUUUAUGUAGAUGACUUCCAAAGACCACUAAUCAGUCUACCGUCCAACAAGCAGACUAGUCUUAUAUGCUAAGAGUAUCUUUUCAAGAACAUAAGCUUGGCAUGUUGUAUGUACGAGCAAGGACUAGCGCCAUAUGCACUGUACAAUAUGUACGACCACUGUUCAUCUGAAAUCAAUGCUGACAGCAAAUUAGCUCUAAUUAUCUGUAUACUUGGGUAUUCUUAACUAAAGAUACAUAUUCUGUAAUACUAUGUAAUACUGUAAGGAUGGCAUUGUAGGUACGCAUGUAUUUGAAACAAAUAUCUGUAGCUACUUCGUUUGUGUUAUGUACAUUCUCUUAGCAAAUUUCUAUUGACACAAAAUGAACACGUAAAUAUAAUUACCAAUAAGUACUCUAAUUACUAUAAAGGAUAAAGGAUAAUGUAAAGGAAGAGAAGUACAGCGAACACCUACCACUAACUAUCUAGAAAAUAUACAAAUUUUAUAUAGUAAACGUAUACACGUACAUUUAUGAAUAUGUAAACGAUGGAAAAACAAUGGUAAAGCUUUAAAUCAAUUUUUAAUAUAAUGUAUUUAUUAAAACAUUAUAUAUUAACCUUAAAUAGUGACAUAUGUAAAUUGCAUUAGUUAAUUAUACAAUUCGUCAAAUCCAUAAGUUAAUUCCCAGAAUUUGUGGCACAUUUUAUUUAUAUUGAAUGAAAAUGGCAAUGAUCACUAUAAACGUGAUGAUUUAGCUUGUAUUUAUUUAGUAUCUGUGACGUUGCAAUAAAUAAGUGUUAAAUUAUCAUUAUUCGUUAUGUAACUCAUUAGCGGACGUAAUUAAAUCGAAAUCACGCAUUUAUUUUCAUCCUGUUAAAAACUAUCGAUCCUUUUGUUGUCUGUGUUAAUUUAAUGAAUUAUUGUCGAACGGAGUGCCCAAAUCUUGUAAGGUGUUUUUGAAGGAAAAGUUGUAUGUAUGUUACGAAGUGCAAACGAGAAAAGAUAUUGAUAUUAUAUCAUCACAAAAAUACAAUUACUGUCAACACAAAUUACAUUUAUUUUUUUUUUUUAUUAU